Molecule: messenger RNA, 6399 nt
Organism: Hyaloscypha bicolor E
Lineage: Eukaryota; Fungi; Ascomycota; Leotiomycetes; Helotiales; Hyaloscyphaceae
Product: amidophosphoribosyltransferas-like protein
Exons: 8
Coding region: 1-6399 (2132 amino acids)
Molecular function (GO): FMN binding; glutamate synthase (NADH) activity; iron ion binding
Source: RefSeq, a predicted model, not a curated record
AUGGCAAGAGCCGACGAUUUCAACGAUAGACAAAACCAGAUCGACGCCGAGAAUGAGCCAUACCAUCAGUAUGAGUAUCAAGCGGAGGGCAACGGCUCUUGGGCGGGAGCGCUCCCGGUGAAGCAGGGCUUGUAUGACCCUGAUUUGGAGAAGGAUGCUUGUGGUGUCGGCUUUGCAUGUAACAUUAAGGGCAAGGCCAGCCACAAGAUCGUCAGCGAUGCGCGAAAUUUGCUUUGUAACAUGACCCAUCGCGGUGCGGUGGGUUCAGAUGCUCGAGACGGAGACGGUGCAGGUGUUAUGACCUCCAUUCCCCACAAGUUCUUCAUCAAGAACUUCGAACGCGAAACGGAUAUCAAGCUUCCACCGAUGGGACAAUAUGCUGUGGGCAAUCUUUUCUUCAAGCCAGAUGAGGAGACGUUGCACGAGUCAAAGAGACAGUUGGAAGAGAUCUCAGAGUCACUGGGGUUAAGGGUAUUGGGAUGGCGAGAGCCUCCUAAAGAUUCUACUCUUCUUGGUCCUGCUGCUGCUUCGCGUGAGCCUAUUAUUUUGCAGCCGUUCGUCGUGUUAGCAUCUGCGUACGGCUAUGGCAAUUCGCCAGAGACUACAGAUCCUGACCAUUUUGAUGAGAAAUAUUUCGAGAGACAACUUUACGUGCUACGAAAGCGUGCGACCCAUACCAUUGGUCUCCACAAUUGGUUCUAUCUUUGCUCCCUUUCCAACAAGAAUAUUGUCUACAAGGGCCAGCUUGCUCCCGUACAGGUUUACGAGUACUAUUAUGAUCUGGUAAAUGCCGACUACGAAGCCCAUUUCGCUCUUGUACACUCUCGCUUUUCCACAAAUACUUUCCCAUCUUGGGACCGCGCUCAACCAUUACGGUGGGCAGCUCACAAUGGUGAAAUUAAUACAUUGCGGGGCAACAAGAACUGGAUGCGCGCUCGUGAGGGUGUCAUGCAAUCCGACAUUUUUGGUGAUGAGCUUGAGACGCUCUAUCCCAUUGUUGAAGACGGUGGAUCUGAUUCGGCUGCUUUCGACAACGUUUUGGAACUCCUCACCGUGAACGGUGUCCUCUCUCUUCCCGAGGCCGUCAUGCUCAUGGUCCCAGAAGCAUGGCAAGACAAUGCCGCAAUGGACCCUGCCAAAGCUGCAUUUUACGAGUGGGCUGCUUGUCAGAUGGAACCUUGGGAUGGACCUGCUCUCUUCACCUUCGCUGACGGAAGAUACUGUGGUGCCAACCUAGACAGAAAUGGUCUCCGACCCUGCAGAUACUAUGUCAUGGACGAUGACAGAGUCAUUUGUGCAUCCGAAGUUGGAACUAUGCACGUCGACCCCGAGCGAGUUAUUCUCAAAGGGCGUUUGCAGCCUGGAAAGAUGCUGCUUGUUGACACCCUUGCCGGCCGCAUUAUCGACGAUGCUGAGCUGAAGAGCACCGUUUCAAACCGCCACAAUUUCCGCGCAUGGCUCGACAAAGAGCUGAUCAGCUUGCCUAGAAUCCAUGAGGAUCUGCUCGCCAGAGGCACACUUGAUCUGGCAGCCAAGCCUGAUUCUGCUCCCAUCCAGGAAGAUGCGAUGCUGAGAGCAUUCGGAUACUCCUUUGAGCAGGUCAGCUUGCUCCUUGCACCAAUGGCCUCAGAUGAGAAGGAAGCACUUGGGUCUAUGGGCAACGACGCUCCCUUGGCGUGCCUUGCGGAGGCACCUCGCCUACUUUACGAAUAUUUCCGGCAGCUCUUUGCACAAGUCACAAAUCCUCCAAUCGACCCCAUUCGAGAGGCCAUCGUUAUGUCCCUGGAGUGCUAUGUUGGCCCUCAAGGCAAUUUGCUGGAAAUGGACUCAUCCCAGUGCGGGCGCCUACUCUUGCCAACGCCCGUUCUCUCGAUUUCCGAGUUCAACGCUUUGAAGAAUAUCAACCAGCUUCACCCUUUAUGGACUGUCAAAGUCAUCGAUUUGACCUUCCCCAAAUCCGAAGGUACCAAGGGUUAUCUCAAGCACUUGGAUUACAUCUGUGAAGAGGCAACUGCUGCUAUCGCGAACAAGGACCGCAUUAUCAUUCUGUCUGACCGUGCAACAUCCGCCGAUCGGGUUCCCGUUUCGGCUCUGCUUGCUUCUGGCAUGGUUCACCAUCACUUGGUCAACAACAAGUGGAGAUCACUCGCUGCUAUCGUUGUCGAGACUGCAGAGGCACGCGAAGUCCACCACAUGUGUGUUCUCGUAGGAUAUGGUGCCGACGCCAUCAACCCAUACCUUGCCAUGGAAAGUAUUAUCAAGCUCAACCGCGAGGGUUUGAUCAGAAAGAAGCUCAGCGAUGAGACGCUCAUUCGAAACUACAAGUAUUCCGCCGACGGUGGUAUCUUGAAAGUUAUGAGCAAAAUGGGCAUUUCUACCUUGGCCAGUUACAAGGGUGCUCAGAUCUUCGAGGCACUCGGUGUUGAUGAUACUGUUGUCGACCGAUGCUUCAAGGGCACCGCAACCAGAAUCAAGGGCAUUACCUUCGAGCUCAUUGCCGAAGAUGCCUUCAGGUUCCACGAGAAGGGAUUUCCAUCUCGAUACACUGUCAGCGUUCCAGGUCUCGUAGAAUCUGGAGAGUACCAUUGGCGUGAUGGAGGAGAGCCCCACAUCAACGACCCAACCUCUAUUGCCAACAUCCAGGAUGCUGUCCGCACCAAGAACGACAAAUCAUACGAGGCUUAUUCCCUCGCUGAGUACGAGCAAAUCAAGGCAUGCACCCUCAGAGGUCUCCUCGACUUCAAGUUCGAUGAGUGCUCCCCAGUGCCGAUCGACCAAGUCGAGCCAUGGACUGAGAUCGUCCGCAGAUUCUGUACUGGAGCUAUGUCCUACGGCUCAAUUUCUAUGGAGUCUCACUCAACGCUCGCCAUUGCCAUGAAUCGACUUGGCGGAAAGUCCAACACUGGUGAAGGUGGUGAGGAUCCAGAGAGAUCCGAGAGAAUGGAAAGUGGUGAUACUAUGAGAUCAGCUAUCAAGCAGGUCGCAUCCGGACGAUUCGGUGUCACCUCCAACUACUUGGCCGACUCCGAUGAACUUCAAAUCAAGAUGGCUCAAGGUGCUAAGCCCGGAGAAGGUGGUGAACUUCCUGGCCACAAAGUAUCCAAGUCCAUUGCUCGUACUCGUCACUCCACGCCUGGUGUUGGUUUGAUUUCCCCACCACCGCACCACGACAUCUACAGUAUCGAGGACUUGAAGCAACUCAUUUAUGAUUUGAAGUGCUCCAACCCUCGUGCACGAGUAUCCGUUAAGCUUGUCUCUGAAACCGGCGUGGGAAUUGUUGCUUCUGGUGUGGCCAAGGCCAAGGCAGAUCACAUCUUGAUUUCUGGUCACGAUGGUGGAACCGGUGCCUCUCGAUGGACUGGUAUCAAGUAUGCCGGUCUCCCUUGGGAACUUGGUCUCGCCGAGACUCAUCAAACUUUAGUUUUGAACGAUCUUCGAGGUCGUGUUGUUGUCCAAACCGAUGGUCAACUUCGAACUGGCCGUGAUGUUGCUGUCGCCUGUUUGCUUGGAGCAGAAGAAUGGGGCUUUGCCACAACCCCUCUCAUUGCUAUGGGCUGCAUUAUGAUGAGAAAAUGCCACUUGAACACCUGCCCGGUUGGAAUUGCAACUCAAGACCCCGAGCUCCGCACAAAGUUCAAGGGCACACCUGAGCAUGUCAUUAACUUUUUCUAUUAUAUCGCUAAUGAAUUGCGAGCCAUCAUGGCAAAGCUUGGCUUCCGUACCAUAAACGAAAUGGUUGGCCAUGCUGAGUGCCUCCGAGUUCGCGAGGAUCUGCGCACGAACAAGACUCAGAACAUCGAUCUCUCAUUGAUUCUGACCCCAGCGCACAAGCUCAGACCCGGAGUAGCUACCUUUAACGUCCGAAAGCAAGACCAUCGCCUCUACGUCAGACUGGACAACAAACUUAUCUCUGAGGCCGAACUCACGCUCGACAAAGGCCUGCCUUCUCGCAUUGAGUGCGACAUUGUCAACACGGAUCGUGCCAUGGGGACAUCCCUAUCCUACCAGAUCUCCAAGCGUUACGGAGAAGCUGGUUUACCCAUGGAUACGGUCCAUGUCAACAUCAAGGGCUCUGCUGGACAGUCUUUCGGCGCCUUCCUCGCAGCUGGUAUCACCCUCGAGCUGGAAGGCGACUCCAACGACUAUGUCGGAAAGGGUCUGUCCGGUGGUCGCCUCAUUAUCUACCCUCCCCGUACUGCCGUUUUCAAGGCAGAGGAGAACGUCCUCAUUGGCAAUGUCUGCUUGUACGGUGCUACCAGUGGAACUUGCUUCUUCCGAGGAGUGGCGGCAGAACGUUUCGCGGUUCGGAACUCGGGUGCUACUGCUGUUGUUGAAGGUGUUGGUGACCAUGGUUGCGAGUACAUGACUGGUGGUCGUGUUCUCAUUUUGGGAAGCACUGGUCGUAACUUCGCUGCUGGUAUGUCAGGUGGUAUUGCUUAUAUCCUUGACAUCCAGCAGGACUUCAUGUCGAAGCUCAACCCUGAGAUGGUCGAAGCUUCAGGCAUUGAUGACCCUGCCGAAAUUGCCUUCGUUCGAGGCUUGAUCGAAGAUCACCAUCACUACACCGGAUCUGAACUUGCAGCUCGCGUCCUUCUCGAUUUUAAUAGAGCCCUUCCUCGCUUUGUCAAGGUCCUGCCUGUCGAUUACAAGCGAGUUCUUGAAGAGGAGGCCGCCAAGGCAGCUGAGGCAAAGCGUACUGAGUAUUCGCUCCCUCUUCUCCCUAGCAAUCCUGUCCGUGAAGUUCACGAGAAGAACUUGAAGGAGAAGCAUCCCCACGAGAAGAAGUCCGACCUGCAGGACAUCGAAGAAACCGUCGGUGACGCUGCCGUUGAGAAGAAGAGAUCUCUUGUCCUGGACAAAACCAAAGGUUUCAUGAAAUACCAACGACGAUCCGAGAAGUAUCGCUCAGCAAAGACUCGAACCAAGGACUGGGCCGAACUUUCCAAGCGUCUUGACGAGGAUGAGCUCAAGUACCAGGCUGCUCGUUGCAUGGACUGCGGUGUUCCAUUCUGCCAGUCUGACUCCGGAUGCCCUAUUUCCAACAUCAUUCCGAAGUGGAAUGAGCUCGUCUUUUCGAACCAGUGGAGGGAUGCUCUCAAUCGUCUUCUCAUGACCAACAACUUCCCUGAGUUCACUGGACGUGUCUGCCCUGCUCCCUGCGAAGGUGCAUGCGUUCUUGGUAUCAACGAGGACCCCGUCGGUAUCAAGUCCAUCGAGUGUGCCAUCAUCGACCGCGGUUUCGACAUGGGUUGGAUGACCCCACAGCCUCCCAAGGUCCGCACUGGCAAGACUGUGGCUAUCAUCGGAUCAGGACCAGCCGGUCUUGCUUGCGCUGACCAGCUCAACAAAGCUGGCCACACGGUCACUGUCUAUGAGCGGGCUGAUCGCUGUGGUGGCCUUCUCAUGUAUGGUAUCCCCAACAUGAAGCUCGACAAGAGGAUUGUCAAGCGUCGUACGGACUUCAUGGCUGCCGAAGGAGUCACCUUCAAGACCGGGGUUGCAGUUGGACAGGACGUCAAGCUCAUGGAUUUGAAGGCAAAGAAUGAUGCUGUCGUUAUUGCAACAGGAGCUACUGUUGCUCGUGACCUCCCCAUCAAGAACCGAAACCUUGAGGGUAUCCACUUUGCCAUGCAAUUCUUGCACAAGAACACAAAGUCUUUGCUUGACUCUCAGCUUGAAGAUAACGCCUACAUUUCGGCCAAGGACAAGCACGUUAUUGUCAUCGGAGGAGGUGAUACUGGUAAUGACUGCAUUGGCACCUCUGUCCGUCACGGUGCCAAGUCCGUCACCAACUUUGAGUUGCUGCCACAGCCACCGAAUGAGCGUGCUCGUGACAAUCCUUGGCCACAAUGGCCCAGAAUCUACCGUGUUGACUACGGUCACACUGAGGUCAAGCAGCACAUGGGCAAGGAUCCUCGAGAGUACUGCGUCAUGUCCGAGGAGUUCGUUGACGAUGGGACUGGGAAGGUCAAAGGCAUCAACACCAUCCGUGUUGAGUGGACCAAGUCUGCUACCGGUGGUUGGGACAUGAAGAAGCUUGAAGGCUCUCAGCAAUUCUUUCCUGCUGACCUCGUCCUCUUGUCCAUGGGUUUCUUGGGACCUGAGGAUCGUGUUCUUGGCGAUGAGAUUGAGAAGGAUCCUCGCAAAAAUAUCAAGACUCCUCCAGGAAAAUACCACACCAACGUUGAAGGCGUCUUUGCUGCUGGUGAUUGUCGUCGUGGACAGUCGCUCAUUGUCUGGGGCAUCAAUGAAGGAAGACAGUCAGCUCGCGAGGUUGACCUCUAUCUUGAAGGAUCCUCCAGCCUUCCAGUCACCGGUGGUAUCGUCAAGCGAACUGCGCAUGAGAUUCUUGGUCGUGCUGAGCGCGCUCCUAUCCAGGCCUCUGCUGUUGCUGCCUGA